AGCCCCGCGCCGCCGGCACUGUGUCUUUGUCGACUCCAGCAUGAGCGCGCUCGUGAUGCUCGCCUGCCUGCUGGCGUCCAGCCGCCUGCUCGCCGCGAGUUCUGCGGUUCGUGACAUCCCAGCGGCGUGCGCGCGGAGCGCAGUGACGACGGUGCGGUGCGCCUCGCCGGGCCCGCCGGACGCGCUCAUGCCGCACCCCGACCACUGCGAGCUGUUCUACUACUGCGAGCCCAGCGGCGCCGCGUGCCGCCAGUGCCCCGCCGGCCUGCACUUCAACCCGCGCCUGCACGUGUGCGACUGGCCCGCCAGCGCCGGCUGUACCGCGCAUGCCCUCACCACCACUGCUACGGACAUACCAGUAAAGGAGCCCACAGCUUUUGCCACUCAGUCUACCAACACACCAGAAGAGGAAACCACAGCGCGUGCAACUCGGUCUACUAUCACGCCAGUAGAGGAGCCCACAGCUUAUGCAAAUCGCUCUACCAACACACCAUUGGAGGAAGACACAACGUAUGCAAGUCGGUCUACCAUCACGCCAGUAGAGGAGACCCCUGCUUAUACAACUCGGUCCACCAGCACAACAGUAGAGGAGACCGAAGCGAGUACAACUCGGGCUACCAACACACCGGUGGAUGAGAACACAGACUAUGUAACUCAGUCUACUAGCCCACCAGUAGAGGAGACCAAAGAGGUUGCAACUCAGUCUACCAACACACCAAUAGAGGAGACCACAGCACAUGCAACUCAGUCUACCAGCCCACCAGAAGAGGAGACCACAGAGCAUGCAACUCAGUCUACCAGCACGCCAGUAGAGGAGACCACAGCGCAUGCAACUCAAUCUAAAAGCACGCCAGUAGGGGAGACCACAGAGCAUGCAACUCAGAUUAGCGAUACACCAGUAGCUAAGACCUCAGCGCGUCCGCUUACAACCCAGUCUACCAACACGCCAAUAAGAGCGACCACAGCGUUUACAAGUCAGUCUACCAGCACACCUGUAGGGGAGACAACAGUGUAUGCAACUCAGUCUACCAGCACGCCAGCAGAGGACACCACAGCGUAUCCGAGUGCCGCUACAGACACAGUAGCAGUGGAGAGCAGCAAGCCGGGCGGGACCAGCCGCGCCAUCAGCACCGGCAGCUCGCGACGCACCACCGUCGGCUGGAGGACGCUCAACUAACCUGACACCAGUAUAACUGACGCCACUACGCCACUGUGGAUCUCCAUUAUACAUAAUUAUAAUAUACAUAUGUAGCUUUUUUAUAAUCCCAAAAAGUAUAAUUUGUUGAUUUGGUUUUCA
Molecule: messenger RNA, 1297 nt
Organism: Helicoverpa zea (corn earworm)
Lineage: Eukaryota; Metazoa; Arthropoda; Insecta; Lepidoptera; Noctuidae
Product: flocculation protein FLO11-like
Exons: 2
Coding region: 41-1177 (378 amino acids)
Cellular component (GO): extracellular region
Molecular function (GO): chitin binding
Source: RefSeq, a predicted model, not a curated record